Molecule: messenger RNA, 2007 nt
Organism: Labrus bergylta (ballan wrasse)
Lineage: Eukaryota; Metazoa; Chordata; Actinopteri; Labriformes; Labridae
Gene: lhfpl2a
Product: LHFPL tetraspan subfamily member 2a
Cellular component (GO): membrane
Source: RefSeq, a predicted model, not a curated record
AGUGUGGAAGCAGAGGAGGACAGUCAGGGCAGAGAAGCCGAUCUCCAGGAGAGCUGGACUAUCCACAGACCAAUGGAGACAGGUGUGUCUGAUGUGACGCCAGCGGGCUGGCUCAGGGAAUACAACUUCAAUACAAUGUAGACACCGAAAAACCAGACGGAAAAAAAGAGUCUGAGCGCAGAGCACGACAGAGGGAGGGCGAGUCCGAGGAGGAGGAGGAACGACAGCUGUGCAGAAACAACAGAAGAUAAGAAGUGAAAGAAGGAAGCGGCAGACUGUGAAUCAUUGACUUUGUGAACCUUGUGUUUACAGCGCUGUCACUUUACUCCUUCCCAUUCAUUUGCUCUCACAUCUCCGCCUCAGAAGGAUCACAACGCUUGGCUCCUCGGGUCUUUUGAAGGCCUCUGACCCCCCUCGCCUCACCUUUUCACCUCGCAGCGCCGUGAGACUCCAGCCGCCCGUCAGCAUGUGCCAUGUGAUCGUCACCUGCCGCUCCAUGCUGUGGACCCUGCUGAGCAUCGUGGCGGCAUUCGGGGAGCUCAUCGCCUUCAUGAGCACCGACUGGCUGGUGGGAUUCCCCCGCACGCCGGACUCCGUCUUCGGGCACCACGGGGCGACCGCGGCCGGCGAGGCCUACAGACCCACUUUAGGCAUCUACGGGCGCUGUAUAAAACUGCCCCACAUGCAGCGCGGAAUACUGUGUGGACCGUACGCCAUUCACUUCGGGGAGAUUGCCAGCGGGUUCUGGCAGGCGACUUCCAUCUUCUUGGCGGCGGGGAUCCUGCUGCUGUGCGCCGUGGCAUUUAUCUCAGUAUUCACCAUGUGCUUCCAGAGCAUCAUGAAGAAGAGCAUCUUCAACGUGUGUGGACUGCUGCAAGGGAUCGCAGGUCUGUUUCUCAUCCUGGGUCUGAUGCUGUACCCCGCCGGCUGGGGUUCAGAUAAGGUCCAGCUGUACUGCGGCCAUGACGCCGCUCCGUACCGGGCGGGGCUGUGCUCCAUGGGCUGGGCCUUCUACACCGCCAUGGGGGGCACCGUGCUCACCUUCGUGUGCGCCGUCUUCUCCGCGCAGGCCGAGAUCGCCACGUCCAGCGACAAGGUUCAGGAGGAGAUCGAGGAGGGGAAGAGCCUCAUCUGCCUCCUCUGAAACUCUGAUCACUUAGAAGAACAGAAGAAGGCGUUAAAACACUCAAGCAAAUGGAGGUCGCUGCAUUGUUUACCACUAAAACCGACUCUUCUUUUUGUCUACUUUUUUUGUGUGUGGGAGAAAUCUACAAGUGCCAAGUUUCUUCUCAGUGUCGUCGUCUUUCUGCCACUAGAGGUGCUGUGUUUGUAUCCGUGUUAGCCGUGUGGACUCCCCCCCCCAAAAGGGCUCCACAUGCUCUGUAAAUAAGUGUGAUUAUAUAUAUUUUGUACAUAUUGCUGAAUGAUUGGUAAGCUUGAUCCGGUUCUGGUGCUGGUGAUGUCAAUCUUGCCUUAAAAAAACACGACCAGCGAACCUAGAUGUAAGCCACAAGUGAGUGUUAAAUAACUCGUCAAGGGAACCACUACUCAGCCAGAAUAAACUACUCGCAGAAUCAGAGUGGCUGUCCUUUAAAAAAAUAAAAAAAGCUUACAGAAUGUACUGUGGAUUGAAUGAUUUUAUGUGUGUGUAGACCCUUGAAAUGUAUCGAUGGGGAUUGUUUUUUUUCCACACAGACUGCACAAGGACAAGCGAAAAACAAAAAAACAAAAAAAAACAAGGGUCCUGAAUCCUGAAAUGAAGUGAGCUGAAUCCUUACUGGAGCUGAAAGCUGAUCUGUGAAUGGUCUGCGCCUUUGUCCUCCAUCAGCAGACAGCCUGUAAUCUCUCUGCACAAAGACUCGGGACUGAAUGAUGAGGACACACAAAAUGAAGUAUUGCUGUUAUUAGUAACGUCUGGUUUCAGGGAGUGUGUAGAGUCAUAGAUAGUGUCCUAUCUGUUCCCAUUUGUUUCUGCCAAAUGAAUAAAGAAAAGGGAAUGAAUAAGGA